Molecule: messenger RNA, 1155 nt
Organism: Penicillium malachiteum
Lineage: Eukaryota; Fungi; Ascomycota; Eurotiomycetes; Eurotiales; Aspergillaceae
Product: U2 snRNP complex subunit CUS2
Exons: 5
Coding region: 1-1155 (384 amino acids)
Biological process (GO): mRNA splicing, via spliceosome
Cellular component (GO): U2-type spliceosomal complex; U2 snRNP
Molecular function (GO): RNA binding
Source: RefSeq, a predicted model, not a curated record
AUGGCUUCGCCAAAUCUCGACAACGGUGGGCCCUCGCGCCAAUUCCCGCUCGACCCGUCCGAAUUCGACAGCGACCCCCGGAUUUCGUUCUCUAAGCUCGAUGACAAGUUUAUUCUGGAGACAGAGGAUGGACAAGAAUUUUCGUAUGAUUCUGCGAUCAAGCGAUGGGUUCAAGCCGUGGACGAAGACCUGUUACGACAACAGCAAGAAGCGUACAAGGUCGCUGGAGUAGAUGAAACUGAAGAAAGCCACCCUCGUGACAGGAAGAAGCGCAAACAGCAGGAUGAUGCCGAUUCAAAUAAACCCAAGAAACAACGCGUGAAUACAGCGGUAUAUGUCACAUCAAUUCCUCUCGAUGUUGAACUCGAUGAGCUCCGAGACCUCUUCUCUAAAUGCGGCGUCAUUGCGGAGGAAAUUGACAGCGGUCGCCCCCGAAUCAAGAUGUAUCUGGACGAUGAUGGCAAAUUCAAGGGUGAGGCCUUGGUUGUCUAUUUCCGACCCGAGUCGGUCAACCUUGCCAUCCAGAUGCUUGACGAGACGGAGUUCCGACUUGGGGCCCCAGGUGCACUGGGACCUAUGAAGGUCCAGGCGGCAGACUUUUCGUAUAAGAGCCAACAGGAUGCGCCGCCAAAGACCAAUAUGCGUGAUAAGAAGAAAAUUAUUGCACGUACGCAAAGGCUGAACAAUAAAUUGGCGGACUGGGACGAUGAUGAUCCCGCGGCAGCACUCCCAGAGACCAACUCUCGUCAGGAAAAGACAGUGAUUUUGAAGCAUAUGUUCACAUUGAAAGAAUUAGAGGAGGACGUCGCUGCCAUCCUUGACAUCAAGGAAGAUAUUCGGGACGAGUGUUCUAAGAUUGGAGACGUCACGAAUGUGGUUCUCUAUGAUAAGGAGGAGGAUGGUGUGGUCAGUGUCCGGUUUGCCGACCCGGCAGCUGCGCGACAGUGCGUUCAGGCUAUGGAUGGUCGAUUCUUCGGUGGAACACGUGUUGAAGCAUACGUCUCUCAAGGCCGUGAGAAAUUUAAGAAGACCAAUGAGCGUCGGGCGGCUCUGGAGGAUAUGCUCGAGCGUGGGCUUGAUGCAGAGGACGAGGAAGAGGAGGAGCGCCUCAACCAAUUUGGCAACUGGCUGGAGAAGGAGGAUGCUGCCAAGUGA